This is a messenger RNA of Geodia barretti, 690 nucleotides long. Lineage: Eukaryota; Metazoa; Porifera; Demospongiae; Tetractinellida; Geodiidae. The record is from the annotation of a GenBank genome assembly.
AUGGAAAUCGUUUCUUACGAGAGAGGUGUCCGCUUCAAUCUACGCCAAGCACUCAUCAGUGAACUCACGACUUAUGGUGUUAUCGGGAAAGGACCUGAUGGUAUGUGUCAAAUUCUCAACCCGAUCUAUCACUAUUGCAUCUUGCAGGCGUUUAAACCAGAGAUCAAUGGGUUGGAACGGGACUACUUGCCUGAAGAUACCGAUUUUCUCGACUACCUCAUGCCCACCGGACAGAUUAAUAUGGAAUUGCUUCUUGACAAUUUCCGAGAUUUCAUUGCACGCGUAGGAUUUCGGAUACUCCAAGUCCCAGACACACCAAAAGAGUUCGUCGGCCAAGACCUCCUUUAUGCCUAUUUCGACCAGUUUGUGAGUCUCAUCCGCGGAGUAAUGUACCUUGAAGUUCAAACCGGGCGUGGCAGGAUGGACCUCGUUAUCUUCCACAACGGGCAGAAAUACAUCGUCGAAACAAAAAUUUGGGAAGGUCAUCGUCGCUAUCAAGCAGGCAAAGCACAACUCGCCGCGUAUCUUAAAUUGGAAAGAGCCGUAGCGGGAUACUACGUCGUCUUCGAUCAUCGUGCCAAACCAGAACCACGUGUAGAAACAGAGACAAUAGACGGUUUAACAACCCGUAGCUACGUCAUUCCUGUCGUACAGGAAGCCCCCUCACAACAGAUACAAGAUUCCACUUGA